CAAGCGUUCCGUCGCCUUGGUGGUCGCCCGGUUGCAGACCUCUGUCUGCUUCCAGGGCUGUGGGGCUCCAGAGGCUCAUCCCUGGAGGGCGGGAAGUCCUGGAGCAGUGCGGGCGUGACCGCGGGCUUUGCCCACAGAAACGCUUUCCAAGGGCUCCGGACGCAGACUAGGGGGCGUCUGGAGCCUGGUGUGGUGUCUCGUGCAGCCCGUCCCGUGGGAAUGGAUGCAACUUCGGGCGCAGGCGACUGGUGGGAAGUUGGAAUCGUGGAUUCGUGAGCACGCACUACGGGCGGCUAGGGACUGACAUCUGGGAUUCUCUUGGGUUGACACCAUUUGAGAAGAAUAAGUCACCAGCAGGAACUACCUAAGGGAACAUUUUUGAUAAAAUCUGUACAUGCUUCUCCUGGAGAGCAAGCUCUGUGUCAACCGUUUCAAGAUUCAUGUGUGGAAGCAUAAUGCCACUACAUAAGAAAGAGAAAGGAAGAGCGGUGCGGAGUAAGGCCUGAUUGUUGGUAGUGACAUGGAGAACAGGGCUGGCAUUUCAAACUACCAGCUGUUUUUACCAGUCACUACAUAACUCGAAUAGAAGCUAUGCAUACUGGCUGGUCAACAAAGCCAAGGAACAAAAGCUUAUGGCAGUUAAAACGGUCCCUCCGAGCCCAGGGCCUUCCCCCUGGAUUUUAACACCAUGGAUCUCUUCCUUUUCAUCCCAUCAGUCAUGUGGUACCUUUUUCUAUUUGAUGACAACAACCAAUACUUAGGAUCUGCCUGACUAGGGUUAGAGACCUUCUGAGUCACAGCUGAGGAAAAUGAAAUUUCCAUUUUAUUUGGUGCCUUGUGCAGGGAGCACACUGACGCUUCCAGAAACUUGUGUGUGAAAAAGAGGUUGAGUUUUGUCAAACAAACUCAUGGUUAUGGCGAGUGAUCCGACGUGAUCAGAGUGGACAAGAGCCACAGAGAACUCAUGACAGGCUAUACCAUGUUGCGAAAUGGGGGAGUGGGGAAUGGAGGUCAGACCUGUAUGCUGCGCUGGUCCAACCGCAUCCGGCUGACAUGGCUGAGUUUCACACUCUUCAUCAUCCUGGUCUUCUUCCCCCUCAUUGCUCACUAUUACCUCACCACUCUGGAUGAGGCAGAUGAAGCUGGCAAGCGCAUCUUUGGCCCUCGGGCUGGCAACGAGCUCUGUGAGGUAAAGCAUGUUCUAGAUCUUUGUCGGAUUCGUGAGUCUGUGAGUGAAGAGCUUCUACAGCUAGAAGCCAAGCGGCAGGAGCUGAACAGUGAAAUCGCCAAACUAAACCUCAAGAUUGAAGCCUGUAAGAAGAGCAUAGAGAAUGCGAAGCAGGACCUGCUGCAGCUCAAGAAUGUCAUUAGCCAGACAGAGCACUCCUACAAGGAGCUGAUGGCCCAGAACCAGCCCAAACUGUCCCUGCCCAUCCGACUGCUCCCCGAGAAGGAUGAUGCUGGCCUCCCGCCCCCCAAAGUCACUCGGGGUUGCCGGCUACACAACUGCUUUGAUUACUCUCGCUGUCCUCUGACCUCUGGCUUUCCUGUCUAUGUCUAUGACAGUGACCAGUUUGCCUUUGGGAGCUAUUUGGACCCUUUGGUCAAGCAGGCAUUUCAGGCUACAGUGAGAGCCAAUGUUUAUGUUACAGAAAAUGCAGCCAUUGCCUGCCUGUAUGUGGUGUUAGUGGGAGAAAUGCAGGAGCCUGUUGUGGUGCGACCUGCCGACCUUGAGAAGCAGUUGUAUUCUCUGCCACACUGGAGGACCGAUGGGCACAACCAUGUCAUCAUCAACCUGUCCCGGAAGUCAGACACACAGAAUUUACUGUACAAUGUCAGUACAGGCCGGGCCAUGGUGGCCCAGUCCACAUUCUAUGCUGCCCAGUACAGGCCUGGCUUUGAUUUGGUAGUGUCACCGCUUGUCCAUGCCAUGUCCGAACCCAACUUCAUGGAAAUCCCACCGCAGGUGCCAGUUAAGCGGAAAUAUCUCUUCACUUUCCAGGGCGAGAAGAUCGAGUCCCUGAGAUCUAGCCUUCAGGAGGCCCGUUCCUUCGAGGAAGAAAUGGAGGGUGACCCUCCAGCUGACUAUGAUGACCGCAUCAUUGCCACCCUAAAGGCUGUACAGGACAGCAAGUUAGAUCAGGUGCUGGUAGAAUUUACCUGCAAAAACCAGCCGAAGCCCAGUCUGCCUACUGAGUGGGCACUCUGUGGGGAGCGGGAAGACCGCCUAGAGUUGCUGAAGCUCUCCACCUUUGCCCUUAUCAUAACCCCUGGGGACCCACACUUGGUUAUUUCAUCUGGGUGUGCAACACGGCUCUUUGAAGCCCUGGAAGUGGGAGCUGUGCCGGUUGUACUGGGGCAGCAGGUACAGCUCCCGUACCAUGGCAUGCUGGAGUGGAAUGAGGCCGCCCUGGUGGUGCCCAAGCCACGUGUCACAGAGGUUCACUUCCUGUUACGAAGUCUUUCAGACAGUGAUCUGUUGGCUAUGAGGCGGCAAGGCCGCUUUCUCUGGGAGACCUACUUCUCUACUGCUGACAGUAUCUUUAAUACCGUGCUGGCCAUGAUUAGGACUCGAAUCCAGAUCCCAGCUGCUCCCAUCCGGGAGGAAGUAGCAGCUGAGAUCCCCCACCGUUCAGGAAAAGCAGCAGGAACUGACCCCAACAUGGCUGACAAUGGGGACCUGGACUUGGGGCCAGUAGAGACAGAGCCACCCUAUGCCUCACCUAAAUACCUCCGCAAUUUUACUCUGACUGUCACAGACUGCUACCGUAGCUGGAACUCUGCACCUGGGCCUUUCCAUCUUUUCCCCCACACACCCUUUGACCCCGUGCUGCCCUCUGAGGCCAAAUUCCUGGGCUCAGGGACUGGAUUUCGGCCCAUUGGUGGUGGGGCCGGGGGCUCUGGCAAGGAGUUCCAGGCAGCACUUGGAGGCAAUGUCCAGCGCGAGCAGUUCACAGUUGUGAUGCUGACCUAUGAGCGGGAGGAAGUACUCAUGAAUUCCCUGGAGAGACUCAACGGCCUCCCCUACCUGAACAAGGUAGUGGUGGUGUGGAACUCUCCCAAGCUGCCCUCGGAGGACCUUUUGUGGCCAGACAUUGGUGUUCCCAUCAUGGUUGUCCGUACUGAGAAGAACAGUUUGAACAAUCGAUUCUUGCCCUGGAAUGAGAUCGAGACAGAGGCCAUACUGUCCAUCGAUGACGACGCUCACCUCCGCCAUGAUGAAAUCAUGUUUGGGUUUCGUGUGUGGAGAGAGGCACGUGAUCGUAUUGUUGGUUUCCCUGGCCGGUACCAUGCAUGGGACAUCCCUCACCAGUCCUGGCUCUACAACUCCAACUACUCCUGUGAGCUGUCCAUGGUGCUGACAGGUGCUGCCUUCUUUCACAAGUAUUAUGCCUACCUGUAUUCUUAUGUGAUGCCCCAGGCCAUCCGAGAUAUGGUGGAUGAGUACAUCAACUGUGAGGAUAUUGCAAUGAACUUCCUUGUCUCCCACAUCACGCGGAAGCCCCCCAUCAAGAUAAAUACUACAUGGAGACUUGUUUGGACCAGUAACAUUGGCCAUAUAAGACUUUGCUGUCUGUUAAAUAUGGUGACAUGGAAAGACCCCUCUGUGACGUCGAGGUGGACUUUCCGAUGCCCAGGGUGCCCUCAGGCCCUGUCCCAUGAUGACUCUCACUUCCAUGAGCGGCACAAAUGUAUCAACUUCUUUGUCAAGGUGUACGGCUAUAUGCCCCUCUUGUACACACAGUUCAGGGUGGACUCUGUGCUCUUCAAGACCCGCCUGCCCCAUGACAAGACCAAGUGCUUCAAGUUCAUUUAGAGCCUUGCCAGUUCUGAGGAGAUGAUGAGCAGAGUCAGAGUAGUCGCUCCCAAGGUUCCCAGGUGUUGAAGGACCUUGGGGACAUUUGUGGGGCAGGGCCCAGACCCUUUGCUGGGGGAAGCAGCAGGAAGAGUGGAAAGGGGUAGCUGUCUUUAUCUUGAAGUCAGCCACACUGGGCCCACAAUCCUGGUCAACAGACUCAGGGCUUCUGCACAGGGCACUGACUGAUAGUGAACACUGAGGACUGUGGGGACUCCGAGGAGAGUCACUAAUUCAUAAGCCUGGAUGGCUGAUUCAUGGUUUUUAAAUUCAAUAACAACUAUUAUUAUUUAAAGAGAGAGUUUUCACAUUUGCCAUUCAAGGCUUAUUUAUAUGUGUGCAUAUAUGUACACACAUACGUGUAUAUACGUAUAUAUGCACACACAUAUACAUAUAUAUAUAUAUUUGGUGGGGUGGGGGUGCACCUGAAAUUUCUGCCAAUCUCUCCAAGGGAGGGACCUACCUGGCUAUGUAUUUAGUGGAGAGGGUCCUGACCCUUUGUUACGUGGACUGUCAUUUGCAGUCCCACCUUCCCAGUGGCACUGGCUACAGAAAUAAGCAGGAUGGACUUGGCCUAGGCAAGAUCUCCUGAUCUACUCUGACCCCUUUUUGUUGCUUCAGGGAUGCUGACACAGCUUCCCCUCCUGCUGGAGGCUGCGCAGUGGGGACUGCCGUGCUCCGGGCUUGAGGGCUGGUGUCAGGCAGCACUUACUUGUCAUUGGGUUUAUUGCUACUCUCCCGUACCAUCGCGUGUUUGAGAGAGAAUAAGGAAGCAAACAGUCAGGUAGGGAUAAGGCCUGUACUGCCCAAUGGCCUUUAGCUCACCCUCCUGUUGACACUGGUGCAGGGCACUGGUGGCAAGUUCCUAUAGUACUUGUUUCACUAGCAGAGACAACAGGAAAUUGGCAGGCUGGCAGGCCUCAGCAGGGAGCUUGUGUAGUAUAGAACUAGCCUGUGUGUCCUUUGUAGUUCCCAGAGUCUCAUAGCAAGGCACAUGCCUUGGAAUGGACAACUAGGUGAGCUCACCUUCCCACUUGCAUCUGGACUCCAUCCCAUACCUAUGGGGUUUAGACCCCUGAUGCUGUGUUGGUUCUGGGAUGUCCUAGAACCUGAAGACUGGGAUCUGCUGGGAGAGUUCUAGUCUGGUCUUGGGAGUUAACACUCACCCUCCCCCCCCAUUACCACUUUCCACACUCCCUGCUAUGGUUCUGUUCCCAGGGCUGAAAGUGAAAUAAGCUAAUUUGGGGUAUGGUGGCAGCAGGAAACUAGAAGCAUUCUGUUGUGUCAGGGAUUCAGUCUGUGACUUGUCGCUCAUGCCCCACCUGGUUGAAAUGGAACAGUGUUUCAAACAGCUGAACCAGAGCUCAGGGCUGUCCUGGUCAUGCACUUGCCUUAAGCCAGUCCCGUCUUCCUAGGCCCUGACAGGAGUGCUGCUGCUUUGGUCCUCUCCUGCCUGCUGUCCUGACUUCUUCUCUGGAGAUCCCUUCUGCUGUAGGGCUGGCAUGGCCUCCGGGAGUGAGUCCCUCUGGCCAGCAGGACCAGGCUGCUACAGAGUGCCACUGGUGUCUUCUCGAACCUUACACCAAGGGCUGGCUGCCUGAGACAUUUAGUCCUUGGCAACUCAGCAAAGGAGUCCAGACUCCUUACCCCAGCUUUCUGUCCUCUCACUGUUCCUUGUAGCAGUAGCCCUCUUCCCCCAGGGGAGCCAAAGAGUGUGGUGUUUUUUCCUAAAUAUGUGGCUGCUAUUUUGUCGUAUCUUUUUUUUUUUUUUACUUCCCAGUAUUGGGGGUGGAAGCCAGAGCUGUGGGUGGGCAUCCCGACAAUUGCUCUGCCAUGAGCCUCAUCCCUAUCUACCUUGUUUCUUUUAUUAUGAGAACUUGGAACUUGUAAAUUGACACUAUGGCACCCAAUGAGAAAGUUGGUCUCUAUGGCAGAACCCCUUUGUAGAGCACUGAAAGUUGUGGGUACUUAUGGGUAUCAUUGGAAUGUGUUUCAGGGAUGGUGAUGUCAGAGCAUCCUAUGGGGUAGCAUCCCUGGAUCUGGUGGGAACACUAACUGAAGGACCCUAGCAGCAAAUAUGCACAGUGAUUGUAUCUGAAGGACUCUCUGUGGCAAGAGGCAGAGAAAGCAGUUGGACACUGCUUGUCUUUUGGGUUGGGGAGCUAGGGGACAUGCUUGCAUGAUGUUCCCGCUACAAGCAUGGGGAGCCUGCCUGGUGUUUGAAGCAGGUCACUAUGGGUCACUUCCUAGUGCAGCCUCCUAACACAGGGCACACCUGGCUACCUAGUCUUAGCUUCCAGGGCCAGGACAACUUUUUCAGUUGCUCUUUAUCUUGAGGACAAGGGCCACCCACAGAGUGACAGUCCCCCAGGGUGCCUCAGGCCAGUGGACCACCUACAAUGCUCCUAUCUGGGGUGGCCUUGUUAGUGAGCAUGGAGCUGGAGGGUGGGGCUGCCUGGGGCGGCUCUGGUAACAUAAUUUGUCCAUCUGUCUGCCCUUUUCAAACCAUGAGCACAAAGGUCUUACGUUGGAUUUUUGUAAAAAAUGAAAUAAAUGGAGACUUUAACUCAA
Molecule: messenger RNA, 6427 nt
Organism: Cricetulus griseus (Chinese hamster)
Lineage: Eukaryota; Metazoa; Chordata; Mammalia; Rodentia; Cricetidae
Source: RefSeq, a predicted model, not a curated record